This is a messenger RNA of Diversispora eburnea, 735 nucleotides long. NCBI's taxonomy places the organism in Eukaryota, Fungi, Glomeromycota, Glomeromycetes, Diversisporales, Diversisporaceae. The record is from the annotation of a GenBank genome assembly.
AUGCCAAUUGUACGAAUUGGACCAAAUUAUUCCUUCCUUCAAAAAUAUAAUGUUAAUGAUGAUAAAAAUCCAAUUUUUAUCAAUUCAACUCAUUUCACUGGUUAUAUUACCUUUCGUUUAAAAAAUCAUCAUUAUAAAGAUGAAAAUGUUACAAAAACUUGUACAUAUUUUGAAAAUCAUAGUCGAUUAUUUUCAAUACAAUUUCAAGGAAGAUUCAAGCCAACAAAUUCCAAUCGAUCAAAUCAUUUGUGGUCCUUUGAUGAUAUAUUUUUUUGUGCGGAAACUGAAGAGUCCACAAAUCCUCCCAUUGGAUCACAACUUGCAGUAAAAUUUGCACAAUUUAUUGAUCCAGGAUUUAUGGCAGAUAAAAUAUUCAAUUCAAAAAGACCUUGGUGUGGAAUGGGCCCUUGGGUUAAUUAUGGUAAAAAUUAUAUUAAAGAAGAUACAUCUCUCAUUCAUCACGAACAUGAAGAAAUCAGUUUAGAUUCUUCAAAACGUCGUUAUUACUUUUUAGAUCCUUCCAUACGUAAUUCUCACUUCUUUGAUCCUUCUCUUGUUUAUGCCUUUGAUUUUUUUAAUAACUUUAUAGAUUUUUCAAUGAUGAAUGCAAACAUGAUUAUUAAAUUUAGUAUUAAAAAAGUUCUUGUGAAUCAACCUCUUAGAUUUGUUUGUAGAAAUUACGACGGUGAUGCCAUUUUUUUCGUGAUUGAAAUUGAUUAUUCUGAUAUUUGUUAA